This is a messenger RNA of Symsagittifera roscoffensis, 5177 nucleotides long. RefSeq lists its product as uncharacterized. Gene Ontology annotation, molecular function: cysteine-type endopeptidase activity. Lineage: Eukaryota; Metazoa; Xenacoelomorpha; Acoela; Convolutidae. Bases 4 to 5091 code for a protein of 1695 amino acids. The record is from RefSeq and is a predicted model, not a curated record. Gene Ontology annotation, biological process: proteolysis; meiotic chromosome separation. Gene Ontology annotation, cellular component: centrosome; mitotic spindle; nucleus. The transcript has 2 exons.
GAAAUGAACGCAAACAAGAAACGAGCUGGAGCUUCGCAAAGCUCUUGCGACGAAUCAGUGAUAUCAAUUGCAAAGAAAAUUACAUCUUGUUUUUCUAAUCACGCGAACGAGAGCCUGACUGCAGAUAGAGAAUACUGUUCGGACGUACUGCGCUUAUUCGACGAUUUUUUUUCUAAGUUAGCUUUGAUCAUUGACAAUUUAGACGACAUGGCUCUUAACAAAUUGUGCAACUACUGCGGAGAAAAAUUACUCUUUGAGUUGUCGAAAUAUAAUUUGAUUGACGGAGUUAUUUCGACAGAAGCCAAACUGAAUUUGAUGUUCUUGCUGGCCAAAUUAAUGGUUCUUUUUGAUAAAUUGGCGACUUUAAAGUUUGUAAUUGUCUGGUCUCAGUUGUUUGAGAAAAUCGACAAUCUGUCUCCAAAUGAAGACGUUGUUCAUAAAACAUACUCCGAUUUUGUCAGUUUCUGCUUUGAGGUCAGCUCUCAGAAAAGUUUCCUCAAUGACAAACGAGAAAGCAACGUGCGAGUCAUGUAUGCGGUGCUUUGUUCUUUAGUGUCGAGAAUUGACUCUCAAGAUAUGGGCCGUGAAAUGCGUUUCAAUGUAAAACAGUUGUCUCUAGGUCGAUUUUGUCCAUUAUUUUUGCCAGCUUUGAUUGCUCGGAACAUUCGCGAUUUUGUUAAUGAUAAACAGUAUAUGGAAAUGGAUUCGGUUUUGAAACUUGUUGCAAUCAUGAACUAUUUCAACCGUGCUGUAGGCUUCUCAUUAAGCGGCUCAGAAGAAGGUCACGGCGGUCACUUUAUACGCAAUAUAGAGUAUUCGAUUGUGUUUUGCCAAUUGGUAAUAAAACUGCGGGAUAAACUCGGAACGUACGAGUCUUAUUUCAAAAACGCGUGUAUUAGUUUGUACAAUAAAUUGGUGGCUCGUCUCAUGAAUGAUUUAGAGGUGGUUUUUGAACAAAUCCAAUUCGGCGACAAAUCGAUUAAGUUCUUGAAUGGGCAGCUGGAAACGUUGAAGGACCUUUUAGUCGAGCUUCACUCUGAAAAAGAUUCCGUGGAGUCUCAAUUAUGUAAGAACUUGUCUGGUUUAGGUCAAGCUAUAUGGAGAAGCCUAGUUGAAUUUUGUCAGGCAAAGAAGCCAAUUGAUGAUAAGUCCAAGACUUUAUUCACGCAGAUUGCUCAUUUCAGGCUGGACCUCCUUGAUAAAUCAGUAACCCCAAAUAAGAAAAAAUGCCAAGAAAUUGCUUUGAAUAUUUCCUCGCAGCUGAAAACAAUCAGUCAAUUCAAAAUUUUAGACGAUGGAAUUGGAGAAUUUUAUCGUAUGCAAAUUAUAUCUUUAGUUCUAGAAAAAACGCCAGAAAAUUGUUUCGACGAAGAGUUAUGUGCUGCGUACUCUAAAUGCUGGGGCGUAUUACAACGUGUGGCAGAUUUUGACAUCCCGAUUAUCCGUAAAGAUAUGAACCAGACAAUUUUAAAUUGCAGCUCGAAGAAGUGGUUAAAAAAAUUUGUUGUUCAAAUUUUUAAUUGGUCAAUUGUUGGAUCAUUCAGUGCUGUCGAAGGAUACAGAGUCGUGGAUGAGGUCAAAAACUUGCUGAAAAUGGAAGUGUUGUCCUCUUUUGAAGCUGUCGAAUUAGUUGCCUUCAUGCUGAACCAACGUUUAAACAAUUACGAUAUCGGGAGUUCGGAUUCCAUAAGCGAAUGGUGCCGAGAAAUGGUCGGAAAAUUCAGUCGAAAGAUUAGCUGUGAGAAUUCCAAGUGGGUGCUUUCACUAAUGCAAAUAGUUGCUCAUUUUCUAGAUGGUACCAAUCAGGGUACAAAGGUAGAGAAUCUAGCAGAGGAAGUAAUUCCUGGUGAUGUCCUCGAAAACAUUCUCGAAGUUUUCAGAUCUAAGAAGAAAUUGCACUGUCUUUUUAACCUACUUUCUGUACCAGUGUUGGUGUUGUGUGUUAAUGUAGCCUGUAUAUUUGAGUUCUGGGGUCUUAAGUUGCAUGCUCUUUAUUUCUGGGCCACAAUUUCUUCGAAAGCUAAGGAACUUUGCAGUAAAAAAAAUGCAUUGCUGAAAUCUGACGAUGAGCUUGAAGACGUCUCUAAGCUUGUGGCGUUUUCGACCUUUUUCGGAUUUUGUUCGGCUUUGAAUUGUGGAAGUAUCUCGCUAUGUCUGAAGUUUUCAAUUAACUUGAAACAUUUUCAACAUUCGGGCGUCGAAAUGCCCUUUGAUGAUUUUGUGUCACUCUUUGUUGAUCUGAAGGUCGAAGCUUUCACAAAACAGAAAAAUGUCCUAGAAGUAAUUGAGAAAGUGAUAGCAAUGAUUAAUUUGAAUCAAACGCAACCUUGGAUUUUCUUCAAAUCUUCUCUAGCUGUUGACUUUCUGGUAGACCUUCUAUCCGAAACGGAGUUCUCGUCUAUUGAUGCGAGUGUACUAGAGUCGGAUGCCAGUGGGAAGCCAGAAUAUAUGUUCUUUGCGAAAUGGAAGACAGAAGUGUUUAAAUACUGGAAGAGUUUGACUCGUAGAUCGUGUAACUUUGACCCCAACUCUACAGAAAGGACAGUCAUGCCCUUGUUUUUCAACGUCAAAGCCAGGCAACCGAUAUGCGGGUUAAUGGUACCUGGAGUUGCGUUUCAGAGUUAUAGUCAACUGAGUCACAUGAUAAAAUCGGUCGGCUUGAUUGAUGUUUGCAAAUCGUACGAUAAUUUUGUGACGGGUGAGAAUUUUGUUUCGGCGAGUCAGAGUAAACCAAUACGAGAUAUGUUUGUAGCUAAGGCGUUUCUGGAAUCUUUUUACUCGUACGCGUACGUGAGCAUUUUUGACAAAAGCUACGAAAUGCUUGUUAAGUGCUCGAACAUUUACUUGAAACAGGAAGACCAAGUGAGUUUCGAAGCUUCAGACGUCUAUGUUAAAACUGAACUCGGUGACUGCAAACUCCUCAAACCCCAAACCACUUUGAGUGAAGGACUUCCCGAAAUCAAAGUAAUGAAGUUGGUUGAACGAGUAAACCACGAGAAAAGCUGCUUAUGUUCGAGUUGUUGUAACUUGCCAAUGUUUGAUAACAUCACUGUAGUGGUUUCACUGUUGAAAGCCUUGCCUUGGAGCCAAUCUGAAAAGAAUAAGUUUGACUGCUAUCAAGGAAACUUGACACUACUCUACAAUGAAAAAAUACAUCAUCAUUGCUCUGCGAUUGAAGCCUUGUUUUUUGAGCCUGGAAAUGUGCAAACAGGAGAAAUUGGUAUUGAUGAAGAAAAGAUAAGUUCAUUUGUGGGGACUUAUCAUUGCUACGGAAAAGUGCCGAGUAUUGAAAAGUACACCAUGUUUAGCCAUGCAAGUACUAAAACAGCAGCGGAGGCGAUAAUGGAGUGUCUGAAAAAAAUGGAGAACAGUGAAGAGGACCCUCUCAGCAUGGAAGACGAAACCGUCAAGGCCUUGGAAAGUCUUUCGUUAUCAAAUCGCCCAGCAUCUACAGUCUCUAGGAAAAAUCAGUCAGGUCAAACUCGAACAAAGCAAGCGAAAGAAAACAGAACAACGAAAAAUGUUUCCAAGCGAACGCGAUCGAAAUUGUGUCGGAAUUUGAUGCUUGAUUUGGUUGAACCUUCUUUAAGCGAAGUUGACGAUGUCAAAAAAGUUCCUGCGUUUUCAGGAAUUCAAAAAGUUUCUGAUAAAAAUUGCUUUAAUGGAGUUAUUGAUUUCAAUUCAAAUUACUGCUCACGGCUUCGUUCAUGUCGAAUGGAGAUUUGUCAACCUUUUGAAGAGUGGAAUGCCAGCUUGUACAAAAUUAUCAGCAAGAGCAGAGACUUCAAAUUGUUGCGAGAUACGAGAAAUAUCAAGUUUUCUGGUAAAAAUAAGAAUGACUACCAGAUGUUAACAGAGCGAGCGAUAAAUCCAACUUUUUUCAAUGUAUGUCUAUUUUGCCACACUGAAACGUCACCUGGGCAACUGGAACGUCUUCAGAUUUUUCUGAGCCAAAAAAAUGCAGUGGAAAGUUUAGCAUUUCCUAAACAGUUUGAAAUCUGGCGAUACAUUCCUGAAAGUUGGGCAAUUAUGCAUGUGACAAAGCAGAAACUCUUUUCAUGCAUUAGCGUUAUGUCCAAAAAUGAGCCGCAGUUUUCAAUGAAGUUCGAUAAUUUGGAAGCUCUUACUCGAAAAUUCGCAGUAGCGUUGGAGGAAAGUAUGAAAAUUGACGCAUCAAUCAGUCGCAAAGUGUACUGGACCCAGAGAUUUGAAGCGGAAGACAAAAUGAGACAUUUGGUGUUGAGUCUGAAUUUAGAGCUGAUGCCUCUGGAAUCAGCAUUUGACAGGAAAUUCAAAAACAUCGAAAGUGUGAUUUUAAUUGUGGAUUCGGAAUUCAGUACCGUGCCAUGGGAGAACUUGGACUGCCUAUUGAGUAAAUCAAUCGGACGUUAUCCUUGUUUAGAUUUCUUCCUUCAUCAUUAUAAGACAAUUUCACAGAAAUUUGAAGAUUAUAGUAAUUACAGAAGAUAUAAUUAUCAAGUAUCUAGCAUGAAAUAUCUGGUUAACCCAAGCGGAGACCUUUUAAAAACCCAAUUGACCUUUGAGACUUUUCUGCGCGACCUUAAAACAGAGAGCAAGGCUGAAAUUACUGGCGUGAUAGGAUCAGAACCAAGUGUAGAAUACGUGCAAAAUGACCUCCAAUCAUGUGAUCUCUUCCUGUAUUGUGGACAUGGAGCGGGCUCGAAGUUCUACCCCUCCUCGGUAAUGCGAGGAAAGAUGCCAAAGUUAAACUGCGUGGCUUUUCUAAUUGGCUGUUCGAGCGGAUCUCUGCGGAUUUUGAGUGAUAAUGUUGAUCCAGAUAACAUUCCGUGUGAUUUUCUUCUCACUGGAGCCCCGGCUAUAGUGGCCAAUCUAUGGCAUGUAACUGAUAGAGAAAUAGAUUUGUUCACGGUGGGGUUGUUAAAACGCGUGUUCAAUUUACAAGAGGGAGAUGAGAACAAAGCUAAAACUGAAAUUGAAAUUGAAAUGAAGAAAACGACUUUGUCGUUGACCUUGAAAAGUUUGAAGAAUGUUGUGAAGUUUCCAGUAGCGACUGGCCAUGCGCCAGUUGUCUAUGGCCUGCCAAAUCUUAAUAUUAAGUCCCUUGAGUGAUUUAAUUUUGAAGUAUAAAUAAAUUGUUGUGUUAGAUUUUUCAAAAGUUUGGGAUCUUGCUAACUACCCCCCCUUUUGCAAAAGGA